UAAACAAAACGUCAUACCAGGAAGCCACGCCCACUACAUGUUUGAUAUUCCGCGGCUUCCGUGUCGUAAAUAAAAACAUGCCAAAAAUACAGAAAAAACUAAAACCAGUGAAAGUGAGGAGAGCUGGAGAAGCGAAAAAAGUCGGCGUGGCGGCGUUUACACUGAAAGAACUCAUCAAGAAAGCAUGCGGUUUACUUCAGAUGCAUGUUUCGAAGGUACAGUGCUGUUUGUAUGAGGACGGGACGAUAUUGACCGAAGAUUAUUUCCUACAUCUUCCCGAUAACACUGAGUUAGUUCUACUUCCAAAUGGGCAGAGCUGGAACGGAAUGGCAUAUGACCUCAACCAAAUCCUUGGGCUGGACAGACACUCAGAAGCGCUGAUCACUGCAGCGCAACAGCUACUGACUGAUGAGCAUUCAGCGAAGCGGAGAAAAAUCCUCAGUGACCUUCUGUUUACUCUGAAUGAUAAUGCAGAGCUGGAGAACAGGGAAGAAGAUGAGGACUGGUUUGAAGGAAUUGACACAAGAUUUAAGACCAAGUCAUCAUACAUGAGGCACAACUGUGAACAAAGAAUACGGUCAUAUCUGAAAGAGGUGAGCGGCCAUGCAUGCACUAUUCAGAAUGCUAAGCAGAAAGAUGAAUAUCAGAAGGUGGCAGCCAGCAUGGCAGAAAAGUUGAAAUCCAUGCGCUAUCAUGGCAAUUACUUUGACAGGACAGAGAAGAAGCUCCAUCAUCUGUGCACCCAAGAGGGCUGGUUCUCCUGUCAGGGUGCCUUUAAUCUGGAAGAGUGUGAAUCUCGCCACUCAUUAAACCCAUAUAGUAACCGGGAGAGUAGAAUUGUUUUCAGCACAUGGAAUCUGGACCAUAGGAUCGAGAAGAAAAGAACCAUCAUUCCCACACUUUUCAAUGCACUUCAAGGUAAAAAGAGCAGUGAUAUAAAUCUGGACUAUUUCUACAAGCUGUUAUUCACAGUAGAAAAUCUGAAGCUGGUUCACAUUGUCUGCCACAAGAAAGGAGCUCAUGACCUAACAUGUGAUUCACACCAAAUAUAUAAACGGGGCAAAAGGAAGUGAGAAGGAUAGAAAUUACAUUAUGAACAGAGUUGCUUUAGAAAGCUCAGGAUUUUGAAAAAAUCUUUUAUCCAAUAGAAAAAAAAAGAAUUCUUCAAGGUUUUUCUUGAUUUUUUUUUAGGUGCGACACAUUUCCCUGUUUGAGUUUGUUUGCAAAAUUAUGAAUUUUUAUAAGACAAUGUACAAUAUUUAUAUUGUUUUUAAUAUAGAUUGAGAAAAAGUCCUUGUGAUGAUAUGCAUAAUUACUGAAAAACGUUGGUCAGACCUUUUUUUGUUUACUCAGGUUUUUUGAGGAACAUUUGCUAACUGAACAUUUCGGGGCCUUACGUGUGAAAAAUCCCAUUUGAGUGUUUUUUCCACAAAAGGAAAUGUUGCUGAUUUAGUUGCAAUAAAUUAGCAAAAUGAAA
Molecule: messenger RNA, 1477 nt
Organism: Silurus meridionalis
Lineage: Eukaryota; Metazoa; Chordata; Actinopteri; Siluriformes; Siluridae
Gene: dffb
Product: DNA fragmentation factor, beta polypeptide (caspase-activated DNase)
Exons: 7
Coding region: 78-1073 (331 amino acids)
Biological process (GO): apoptotic DNA fragmentation; apoptotic process
Cellular component (GO): nucleus; cytoplasm
Molecular function (GO): DNA endonuclease activity
Source: RefSeq, a predicted model, not a curated record